This is a messenger RNA of Lactuca sativa (garden lettuce), 795 nucleotides long. RefSeq lists its product as uncharacterized. Lineage: Eukaryota; Viridiplantae; Streptophyta; Magnoliopsida; Asterales; Asteraceae. The record is from RefSeq and is a predicted model, not a curated record.
AUGGUUGAAACUGGAAAUGAAACUCAAUUAUGGUAUGAUUCAUGGUUAGGUCCAGACAACUUAAAAGCAAAAUACUCGUCCCUAUUCGAAUUAGAAUCCAGAAAAAAGUGUUCAGUUGCUAACAGAAUCUUUGGACCAACUAUCUCAUGGAACUGGAAGUCUCGCCCCUCUGCUCUUGGGUUAAAGCCUGCUGUCAGAGCACUUACCAAUGACAUCUCUGGCAUUCGCCUAGGUCAUGGAGCAGAUCAUUGGAGAUGUAAGUUAACUGGUGAUGGUUCGUAUAUUGCUAGUUCUCUUAGAAAGGCUAUUGAUAAACAUCAUAUUAACAUUUUGGGCUCUUCGGUACAGCAAUGGAGUAAGUUGGUCCCAAUUAAGGUGUUAAGCUUCAUUUGGAGAGCUACACAAGGUAGAAUACUCGUAGCUGUCGUGUUGAAGACUAGGGGUAUUAAGGUCAAUUCAAUGAUGUGUUGCUCUUGUAUUGGACAUUCGGAGAGUGCAUACCAUGUUUUUAUUGAUUGCUCUUUUGUGUCUACGAUCAGGAACAACAUUAUGAGCUGGUAUGGGGUAAAGUUUGAUCAAAACUCAAUAAGGAGUACCAGAGACCUUCUUCAUGUUGUAGCCACAUGGGGAAGCUAUCCGAAGAAAAUGAAAAGACUAGUUGUAAUAUGCUAUGGAAUCUAUGGCGGUUCAGGAACAAACGACUGCUUCAAAUGGAGGGUAUAUCAUCGACUCACGGUACUGAAUGCAUUAAGACUAUGGUCUUUUUUUGGUGUAAAAACAAGGGCAAAAAUGUAA